GACGCAGGAGAACCCAGCACCUGCCUGCGUGAUUCUGCGCAUGAGUGGAAAAGUUCUGUGUGGCUCUAGCUCCUUUUUUCCAGCAGAGAGGGAAGUAACGUCUGUGGUCGAAAAAUCUAAAUCUGGACGAGACCACAAAACAAUUGAAGCGAUCUAACGAGGUCUGCGGGAAACUGAAAUCAUCCACUACCUUUGGAGGAAACCAAAACGUACUGAGAAAUGGUCACAAGUGCGCGGAAGUGUGUGCUUACUGAUGUUGUAGUAGCUAGCUAGCCAGGAAGUGCGCCGACCGUUGAAGCCUAUUUUGAUGAAUGGGAACAGUGUCCAAACGGUGGUACUACAGCUUCCGUGACGUCAUUUUGUCCAGAAAGAACUUUUUCCACACUCUGUGAAUCAACGGAUCAUUUUUUUAGCUAUAUAAACUACCCAUCAAGAACACUUCUCAAGCCCUCGUUUAAAUCUAAAGGGUCUAAAAAGAUGAAUUGAGAGUUAUUCUUUCUCCAUUCAUUUGACUGAGCUUGGAGGCAGGGCUUAAAGGGAAACCUCAACUGCGCAGGCUUUGAAAGCAGAAGGUCCCGGAUGAUCCUGGUGCUUUCCGAGUUUACAGUCGCUGUAUUUUGGGAUUCAAGCGCCACUGAGCAACUCUCAUUGGAGUGAACGGAGUAUCCUGUUCUCUUUAUACAUCCGUGGUUGGCCCUGUUAGCCUGUUAGCUUCAGGAAGGAGGAAUUCAACAUUUAUUUUGCAGGCAAGUUGAAUAUCUGACAUGCUGCUGUGUGUAUUCUAACCUUUGAAAAACAUGUUUUGAUAUUUGUAGCUGUCUGCUUGCUUUUUUGCAAACUCUUUGUCUAGGGACUAGUUUUAAAUCCUGUGGGGUCGUGCCACACUCAGACAGCACUUAAGAGAAAAACGCAUUUAAGCAACAUUUUGCAGGUAUUUAAAACAGACUAUCAAAACGUCCCUGUGUUUGCCGCUACGGAUGACCCAUAGGCUUGUAACAUUGGACCUGCAACCCGUCCUCUUCAUUGGACCUAGUUUAUCGUCUUCCUCCGCGAUGGGCCCCCUUCUCAGCUAGUGGAAACCGUCUGCAGCCCUCUGACCAUGGGAGGAUGUGUGGGGAGAUACUGGGAAGGCUGGGAGGACACACAGAGCCGAGGAUCCUCCAGGAAUGGUGGACGAGGAGGACGUAACGAGCCUCUGAAGAAAGAGCGUCCCAAGUGGAAGAGUGACUACCCGAUGACCGAGGGCCAGCUGCGGAGCAAGCGGGACGAGUUCUGGGACACGGCGCCGGCCUUCGAGGGCCGCAAGGAGAUCUGGGACGCCCUGAAAGCUGCGACCGUCGCCCUGGAGUGCAACGACCACGACCUGGCCCAGGCUAUAGUGGACGGAGCCAGCAUCACACUGCCACAUGGUACCCUCGCCGAGUGUUACGAUGAACUGGGGAACCGCUACCAGCUGCCCGUCUACUGCCUGGCUCCUCCCGUCAACCUCAUCUCAGAGCGCAGCGACGACGACCCCAACGACGGCCCCGACACUCCUGCUGCUCCCAAGAAGGAAUUCCAGCUCAAGGUACGUCUGUCCACGGGCACGGACCUGCGUCUCAGCGCCAGCAUGGCAGACACCAUCGGGCUGCUGAAGAAGCAGCUGCACGCGCAGGAGGACAUUGACGCCGCCCACCAGCGCUGGUUCUUCUCCGGGAAGUUGCUGACGGACAAGACGCGGCUGCAGGACACUAAGAUCCAGAAGGACUUUGUCAUCCAGGUCAUUGUCAACCCGCAGGCCCUCCGAGCCCCAAAACUCACCCCCGUCACCCCUGUUUCCCCCGUUUCAUCGCCUGUUUCCUCGCCUGUUUCUGAAUAAAGAAGUGGAGGACAAUUAAGGACAAGAGGGGCCUCCUUUUUGCUGGAUUUUUUGGAAACCUGAGGGAGAAACUCGUGCUGCUUUCUUUCACCCACCAUGUGUCAUUGUAUGUUGAGGGUUUUUUCAGUGAAUUCACACUCACUCUGCAGAUCCUCAUCCCCUUGUGUCUUUGAAACCAUCUUGAAUUCAAAGCAGACCACAUGUGCUCAUCACUCUGCCCUUUUCUUUGAUCAGCACUAACUAAAGUGCCAAUGGAGGAAAUGCAGAGCGUUGUUUAAAAGCCCAUUUCCACUAUGACGCUCAUGGAUUGAAAUCCUGCGUCCUCCACAGAAACGGGAAGAACUGUUUCCUCCUUCCUCUCUUUUUAUUGAGGAAAUAAUAAAAAACUGAGCUUUUUUGCACAUUGGAAGAUUAUUACUAUACUUCUGUGGUAGUUUGUGUGCCUUCUACAAGAAACUGAAAAACUGAAAGACGCUAGUUCUUAGGCUGAAGCCUUGUGUAUUUUUUUAGAUUAAGGACCUCUUAGAUCAAUCCAAGCUAUAACUGCUGCCUUUUUUUAACAAUCUCAUGCAUCUUGCAGACAAAACAGUGUGUGUGUGUUUGUGUGUGUGUGUGUGUGUGUGUGUGUGUUGGGGCAAAAGGAAUAUACAUUUGGCCCAUUUCAGUAGCUAACAAAGACUGUUUCCUGGUCGUAGCUUUGCAGUCAAUCAUAUCAUAGUGAAUUUCUCAUUCCCUAUGCAUCAAUUCUGGUCUUAAAAGCUGCAUUAAUAACCACUUAUUGAUCCCCCCCCUGACCACUAGGGGGCAGCAGCACAGCCUUUAUGUAGUCACUUCAGCUACUAAGGGGCCUGUUGUUCCUUUUCCUCACCCCCUGAUGAAUGUAAACCCAGUAUUCAUUCGCCUUUUUAAUAUUCGAUGUUGUCCGAUAACGUCGAGAGAAAUCCCAUUUGUUCACGCAAUGUUUCUUCACCAGCAUACAGGCAGCUUCUGUGAGUCUGCCUUCAAGCUUUCUUCUAUGUGGGAUUUAUCAGCCAUCAGGAGACUGCAGGGAGUGGUGAAUGAAAACAAAGAGCUGGAGGAGUUGAUUAUCAAUGCAACAGGCAGUACUGAAAAAGAGGCAUUUGAUUUGACAGUGUUUUGAGCUAAACAGGCUUACUCUCUUUGUUAUCUAUAAUGAAACCCUGAGACAAAACCAUCAUGUUAAGCCUGUUGUUCCUAAGAGUUUUCUCCCUGUUUGACUGAAAAAAUCCAUUCAUUAUUGUAAUUUAAUUGUGAACUGGCUGGGAAAAAAUAGCUUUGUCAGGAGAAUCCUUUGCUCUUUUUGUCAGGAUCUUAUAUUGUAUGUUCACAGGUUAUGUGGCAUUACUGAUGCCUUUCUUUGGGCUGUUACUUAUUAAGACACCGGUUAGUGGUGCACUUCUGCCUCUUGCAGCCAAAAUGAAGUAUAUGUUUUGCUUUCCAAUUUCAUUCAGAGAAUCGUACUUUCACAUUUUUAAGACUUUAUGACACAACACCCCCUACUCCGCUUCUUCCAGGUCAUGUUAGAGUCAGAUUUAGGUUACAUCCCAGAAUACAUAUCCAGGCCCUUUGAGAUUAAGACUCAGGACCUGCUUUGUGAAAACGUUAUGGUAUAUUUCUCAAAGGGUGGUAUAAAGCGUCAGUGUACGGGUUGAUGUGUUUUCAUUCACCGCUCCUGUCAUAUAAUUCUCAAGCAGUAUAAUCAGAGGGGUAAAAUAUACCUCACUAAAUCGAAACAUGUUUGAUUUAACUUUUCUGUUUAUUUUCCUUCCAAUUUCACAACGUUUUUUGUACAAAUGGUUCUUCUGGGGAUAUUGUAAUCGCUUCUCUCUGUAUGUGCAAUACGUUAGACAUAGACCUCAUAUCCUUCUGACGACAGACUUCAUAAGAUCACCAGCUCUGAGUAUCGUUAAAGAAAAGGUCAAUCCACAGGUACAAUCCUGCUUCAAUCUGAUGCCUAUUGUCACCUCUGUUUUCAAAUGUUUGUCACUUUUUGAAAUGUUUUUCCAAGCUCUCAUCUUUCACAGAGUUUAUAUCUAAACAUUAAAAAUACAUACACAACU
Eleginops maclovinus (Patagonian blennie) is the source of this 3939-nucleotide messenger RNA. RefSeq names its product ubiquitin domain containing 1b (gene ubtd1b). NCBI's taxonomy places the organism in Eukaryota, Metazoa, Chordata, Actinopteri, Perciformes, Eleginopidae. Gene Ontology annotation, molecular function: protein binding. Bases 1100 to 1858 code for a protein of 252 amino acids. The transcript is spliced from 4 exons. The record is from RefSeq and is a predicted model, not a curated record.